Molecule: messenger RNA, 3523 nt
Organism: Hypomesus transpacificus
Lineage: Eukaryota; Metazoa; Chordata; Actinopteri; Osmeriformes; Osmeridae
Product: sodium/hydrogen exchanger 3-like
Exons: 16
Coding region: 244-2940 (898 amino acids)
Biological process (GO): regulation of pH; proton transmembrane transport; sodium ion transport
Cellular component (GO): brush border membrane; apical plasma membrane
Molecular function (GO): sodium:proton antiporter activity
Source: RefSeq, a predicted model, not a curated record
UGGCCAGAGGGUGGAAGGACUAUUUCCCGCCAACGCAGAAGCAACCCAGUUUAUUGGUCCGGAUGUGAAAGGGGAGGAGUCAAAGAAGGGCAGCAGUAUGGUUUUACUCUCACCUGCAGGGAGAGGGAACCUAGCAGAGGGAGGACAGGAAGGGACAAAACGCCCAGGACCGCCACACAUGCAGAAUAAUCAACCACAGGAGUGAUUUCUACAGUUGUCCGAGCUUGACAGGCAUCCAACUCCAUGAUGGAAGCUGUACGGAGUCUCAACCUCUGUCUGUUUCUGAUCCUACUCAUGAUCAGUCAGAGGAACCAGGUCAACAGCCAAGUCUUCCCCCUGAUGGAGGCACCUGCAGGCAGCCCGACGGAGACAGUCCCCGGGCACGGCACAGCGGCGGGCACGGAGCACGUCCCAGGAGGGGGCACGGAGCAUGUUACAGGAGAGGGCACGGAGCACGUUACAGGAGGGGGCACGGAGCACGUCCCAGGAGGGGGCACGGAGCACGUUACAGGAGAGGGCACGGGCCACGACAACGCCACUGGGGGUGGUGGGCAUGGGGCAGCCGUCAUCACAACCCUGCCCAUCGUCACCUGGAAGUGGCACCACGUGGAGACCCCUUACCUGGUGGCACUCUGGGUCCUGGUAUGCUGGCUCUGCAAACUAGUGUUUGAGCUGAAACACACCCUGGUCACCGUGAUCCCAGAGAGCGCUCUCCUCAUCUUGAUUGGCUUCAUCCUGGGAGGGAUCAUCUGGGGGGCAGACAAGGUCCAGACCUUCACCCUCACCCCCACAGUGUUCUUCUUCUAUCUGCUGCCCCAGAUCAUCCUGGACGCAGGCUACUGCAUGCCCAACAAGCUUUUCUUCAGCAACAUGGGAGCCAUCCUGACGUACGCUGUCGUGGGCACAUGCUGGAACGCCGGUGCUGUUGGGCUGGCCCUGUGGGGGUGCUAUUUGGGUGGUGCGAUGGGUGUGCUGAACAUCGGUCUGCUUCAGUUCCUGUUGUUUGGGAGUCUUUUAUCAGCAGUGGACCCUGUGGCGGUGAUCGCUGUGUUCGAGGAAGUCCACGUCAACGAGGUCCUGUUCAUCUUGGUGUUCGGGGAGUCUCUCCUUAACGAUGGUGUCACUGUUGUGCUGUUCAAUGUUUGUGAUGCCUUUGUCUCACUGGGAGGGGCAAAGAUUAACGCGGCAGAGAUAAUCAAAGGAAUAAUCUCGUUCUUCGUGGUGGCGUUUGGCGGCGCCCUGGUGGGCGUGGUGUUUGCUGUGCUGAUCUGCCUCCUGACUAGAUGCACCAAAAACAUCCAGAUCAUAGAGCCAGGCUUCAUCUUCGUCCUGGGCUACCUCUCCUACCUCACAGCUGAGAUGCUCUCCCUCUCUGCCAUUCUGUCGGUCACUUUCUGUGGCGUCUGCGCUCAGAAAUACAUCAACGCCAACAUGGACGAGAGGUCUGUGACCACGGUACGAUACACAAUGAAGGUGUUUGCCAAUGGCUCAGAGACUAUGAUCUUCGUCUUCCUGGGAAUCUCAGCCAUUAACCCGGCCAUCUGGGUGUGGAACACAGGAUUCAUCCUCCUCACUGUCUUCUUCGUCUUGGUCUUCAGGUUCAUGGGUACGUUCUUUCUCACCUGGAUACUGAACAAAUACAGACUGGUUCCCCUGGAGAUCAUCGAUCAGGUGGUCAUGAGCUACGGAGGCCUGAGAGGGGCAGUAGCGUACGCCCUUGCAGUUUUACUGGACGAGAAUAAAAUCCCAGAGAAGAAUCUAAUGCUCAGUACAACUCUCAUAGUGAUUUACUUCACUGUCAUCCUGCAGGGCGUAACAAUGAAACCACUGGUCACCUGGCUGAAAGUGAAGAGGCAAACAGAAAAGGAAAUAACACUUGCUGAAAAACUACAGAACCGGGCCUUUGACCACAUGCUAGUUGCAAUAGAGGACAUAUCUGGACAAAUAGGACACAACUACAUGAGAGACAAGUGGAACAACUUUGAGGAGAAAUGGCUCUGCUGGCUGCUGAUGAAACCUUCAGCCAGGAAGUCUCGAGACUACCUCUUCAACAUCUUCCACCAGCUCAACCUCAAGGACGCCAUGAGCUAUGUGACUGAGGGUGAGCGUAGAGGCUCCUUGGCAUUUGUGCGACAUGACACGGCUAACGUUGACUUUAAAAAGAAGUUUGGGGACGAAUUCUCCGAGGUCAUGCCUGACUUCAUGGAUUACAUGACUGACGACCAGGGUCCAGAGCACGCUUCUGUCUCGUCCUUCUUACGAGACAACGUGCCGUCUGUGAGUCUAGACGUGGACCAGGACGUGAAGGGCAUGAGAGAAUCAGAUAUCAACGCACAUCAUCUCCUGCAGCAGCACCUCUACAAGGGCAGGAAGCAGCACAGACACAGGUACAGCAGGAGUCACCUGGACGUCAACAAGGAUGAGAACGAGGUGCAGGAGAUCUUCCAGCGCACCAUGCGGAGCCGCUUGGAGUCCUUCAAAUCCGCCAAAACGGGUGUUGCACCAUCCAAGAAGAUAAGCAGGAACCCGAACAAGGAUCGGAAGGUGCCAAAUGGACAGUCGAUGGACAGAAGCAAAAACCAUCCUUAUGGAGAUGAAGAUUUUGAGUUUUCUGAAGGAGACAGUGCCUCUGGUGGUGAAGUUACAGGCGUCUCGUUCCCCAUGAGGGUCACCUACAGGCCUGGAGCUGGUAUUGAGAACCCAGCCUUUCUGCCGGAGGUGGACCCGCUCCAGAUCCCUCCCUGGCUGGCAGAGUCUGAGGGCAGCGUGGCCCCUUCCCAGAUGGCCCAGGUCCGGCUGCCCUGGACCCCCAGCAACCUGCACCGCCUCGCCCCGCUACGCAUCAGCAACCACUCCAACGACUCUUUCCUGAUGACCGACUCCCCCGCCCCACCAGAGGGCGCUGCUGACCAGUCUCCGCAGAACGGAACUCACAUGUAGUCCCUUUCGACACUGACCUGCAAGACUUGCAUAUAUAAGGGACCACAUGACCACUGACCACAUAUAUAUACACUAUAGAACUGUUUUUAAAACUGAACACUUACUAGGUAUUUUUAUUUGCACUGUUCAAUCAUAAUUUGUGUUUUUUUUGUGGAACUGUUUAAUCAUUGUACUGAAUCUCCAGAUCAGACCAAAACAUUCACGGCAUCAACAUUUAUAUUGGAAUAAUAUUUUAAGAGCACUUUUGUGCAAUGGACCAAGCUGUCUUAUACAUCAACCUCAUCAGGUAUAUUAUAGACAGGUUCAACUGCAAACGACAUAAGAAAAUUGGGCAUUUGAUUUCAGCAUUACAGAAGAGCUAAAUCACUCUUAAAAAAAGAGCAUAGCUAAAUUAAAUGCCAUUCCACUUACAAAUUCUUAAUUUCUUAGUGUAAUUCAUAUUCUCCUUGUCAGACAUUAUAGAAGUAAAAUUGAGGUGACAUUGAUUUAUUGUGCCUUAUUACAGAGACAGCACUGUUGUAAAUGUAUAUUUUAUGAUAGAGCAUUUCUUUAUUUAUUCACCAAUAAAAACUCUGUCCAUUUA